GUGAGGUUACCAGGUAGAACCCCAAGACAUUUUGUGGCAACAGUGGAGAGGGGCAAACCAACAUCCCGAGAACAUGAGCCUCAAGUCCCCAAUGUCUGCUCCUCAGUUUGAGAGCAAAUGCAGCCAUAUUAUGGCUAGAAAUGGAGGUUGUUUUCUAGUCCGGCACACCCCUCAUCCCAGAAGGGUGUGCCACAUCAAAGGUUUGAAUAACAUUCCCAUCUGUACUGUGAAUGAUGAUGAGAACUCACUGGGAACAUUGUGGGGUGUUGGCCAGUUCAACCACUUAGAGAAGGAUGAGACACCAUUUGCCAAAUGCGGUUACCCACCCAGCACUGCGACCCUGGAGAGUCCUGUCAGAGAAGUCACACCGGCCCCAAACCAUAUCAAAAUGCCCCCUCGGCCUCAUUCUGAGCCCUGCAGAAAAAUCAGGGAGUGCUUCAAAACUUCCAGUGAGAAUCCCUUAGCAAUUAAAAAGGAAGAAAUUAAGGUAAAAAAGCCACUGUCACCUCCAAAGGCAUGCUCUACUGCUGGCUCUUGUUCUUCAGAGGUGAUGAGUACCAAGACCGACGUCAAAGAGAACACCAUUUGCAUACCAAACUAUCUGGAUCAGGAAAUCAAAAUUCUGGCAAAGCUCUGUAACGUUUUACGUACUGAUUCCCUGGCGGAAGUUCUACAGUGGCUGGUUCAUGCCAGCACAAAAGAAAAAGAGUGGAUCUCAGCUUUGAUUCAUGCUGAAAUGGCUGAGAUAAAUUUGUUGACUCAACGAAGAAACAUCUCAGCAGAACUAGCAACAGAGAGUAGGAAGCCACCCAAAGUUAAAUCGCCCCCAAAUUCACCUGCAAAAUCUAAAGUACUGACCAAAUCGAGGGAAAGACAGCAACCAACCAGAGUGUCAAGUCAAGGAUCUGAAGGAAAUAAGGAAGUACCAAAAGAGGCUGAACACAGGCCUCCAUUUUUUAUAAGAAGAAAUAAGAUGAAAAUGCCCAUUGCAGAAUAUUUCAGCAGACCAAAGUCUCCUCCCAGGCCUAAAACUCAGGAAAGCAUAUCAACAAAAACAAUGUCAGCAAGAAGUAUACAACAAGGAUGCACCCUCUCUCCCCAGAGAGCAUUUUAUCCUUUAACAUUCCAAAGGUAGAAAUUCUGGACUGCGCUAUUUCUUUCACAAACAUGAUCUUCACUCCA
Messenger RNA from Lynx canadensis (Canada lynx), 1182 nucleotides. It is a transcript of the gene CB1H4orf17, whose product is annotated as chromosome B1 C4orf17 homolog. The coding region runs from base 74 to 1135 and encodes 353 amino acids. The record is from RefSeq and is a predicted model, not a curated record. The transcript has 8 exons. NCBI's taxonomy places the organism in Eukaryota, Metazoa, Chordata, Mammalia, Carnivora, Felidae.